GCCAUUCCGAAGAUGAAAGCAAGAUGCCAAAGAAAGCAAAGCGCGUCCAGAUGUUUGCUCAGUCUGACUGCCUCACACCAAAUGAAGGUGACAUUCUUUUUGAGAAGAAAGCGAAACGGCAGAAGAAGACCGAGGGGGACAAUAUCGCAACCAAUGUGGAGACCACUGCAAGCACACAUGGCCAUCGCCUGUUCAUUGGGGGUUUGCCAUGGUCAGUGGAUGAAGCAACCCUGCAGAAGGACUGUGAGGAGUGUGGCAAGGUUUUGGAGGUGGAGAUUUGCAAGGAGAAAGGCACCGGAAGGUCGCGUGGAAUAGGCUUCAUCACUAUGAAGAGCAAGAAGGGCAUGGAAGCAGCACUCCAGUGGGAUGGAUCAGAGUAUGGGGGCCGAACCUUGAAGAUCUCUGCUGCGAGCGAGAAGGAGAGCAAGGAGAAAUCUGGCCAAGGCAAGGAUGCUAAGCGCGAAGUCUUCGUGCGAGGCUUGGCACCAUCCUUGACGGAGGACAUUCUGUGGAAAGACUUUCUGGAAUGUGGAAAGAUUGAACGGAUCAACAUGCCCAUGGAGGUGCAAAGGUUUUGCAUGGAUCACCUUCAAGUCAGCAACGGGUCGGGAUAA
Durusdinium trenchii is the source of this 614-nucleotide messenger RNA. The record is from the annotation of a GenBank genome assembly. NCBI's taxonomy places the organism in Eukaryota, Dinophyceae, Suessiales, Symbiodiniaceae.